AUGGCUUCCAAACGAUCCCGCGACACGUCAGACGCCGACGCAGACCGGGCCCCCAAACGCAGCAAGAAGCCUCGCGAACACCAGAACGCCCACAUUGAUCCGACAUGGGGCCAGAAAUACGUCUUCUCGGCCACCGAGAGCGCGACGACCGUCCCCGUCGACCCUGAGCUCGACUUUGAAGACGACGGAGAUGCGAUGGCGUAUCUCAAGUCCGUAAGGACGCAAGCGAACGGAAUCCCGCACCUCCUCGUCGCACCCAAGAUCCCGAUCGGACCACAACUGCCCAAGGAACUCCAGAAUACCCAAGACGGAGAGGAAGAGCCUGAAGAGGGAGAAGACGUAGAGGAGGACCGCGAGAUUUACACCUCCGGCCAGGGCGAUUUCAGGGGAUACUACCACGACGGCGCAUAUACGGCCCGCCCAGCAAAUUGGGAGGAGGCGAACGACACAGGCACGCACGAAGUGGGCGAGUGGGAAGAAGAAAACGGCGGCGACGGCUACUUCGACCCCAACGAAGACGACCCCGCCGUCCUGCACGAGGCCUACUUCGCCUCCAUCCUCGCGCGCUUCCACUCCCUCCGCGGCACCCUCCACGCCACACCCCCCGCCUCCGCCGUCGCGGCCCUACCCAAGAGCCACGGCCACUUCGUCGGCGCCUUCGGCCCCAAGUCCUCCACCUUCUCCGUCUGGUCGCAGCGCCUGCGGACGUCGGACCCGAUGCCGGCGCAGGUGGCGUCGAUGGACAAGGACGGCGUGCUGCGGGUCAUUCGGGUGCUUCUGGGCGGCAAGUUCCUUAGGAGAGGGUACGAGCUGCGGGAGCGCACGAGUCGGUGGCUGUGGGCGUUGCUGGCGCGGCUGCCGGAGCGCGGGGAGCUGAACCAUGCGGAGAUUGGGUGGGUGCGGGACCUGGGGAGGCGGGCGGUGUUGAUGAUGCAGAGCCUGGCGGACAUGGCGCGGUUGAGGGACGCGUUGGAGGAGGAGGGGAUGGAUUUGGGGGUUCACGACGCCGUUGACGAGAGUUCGGACGACGAGGACGUGAUGCGGGAGAUGGAGGUUGAGGAGAGGGACGGGGAAGCGCCGGCUCCCGAUAGCGAGACUAAGGCUCCGCCUGAGGAGUCGCAAGGGGAGGAUGCUGAAUCCCACAAGCUUGUUGAGCAAGGCGAGGUUGAGGACGGAGAGGUCGACGACGAUCAAAAGUCGGAGCCGAUGGACGUUUCUGAGGACGGCGAGGUGGACGAAGGCGAAGUGGCGGAGAAGUCUGCACCUGCUGAGACGUUGGAGGAGGCUAGAGCUCGCCUUCUUGCUCAGCUCGAUACGACGGCGACAGACGAGCCUGCGGAGGCAGCAGAGAAGGCCGAGUCUGACGACGAAGACAUGUCGGAUCAGCUGCGUGCGCGGAUGAACAUGCGAGCCACGCUUAAUAUGAUCUUGACAGUCGCGGGUGAGUUCUACGGGCAGCGGGACCUGCUGGAGUUUCGGGACCCGUUCACAGGUAUGUAA
This is a messenger RNA of Colletotrichum chrysophilum, 1500 nucleotides long. RefSeq lists its product as uncharacterized. Gene Ontology annotation, biological process: spliceosomal snRNP assembly. The transcript is spliced from 2 exons. Bases 1 to 1500 code for a protein of 499 amino acids. NCBI's taxonomy places the organism in Eukaryota, Fungi, Ascomycota, Sordariomycetes, Glomerellales, Glomerellaceae. The record is from RefSeq and is a predicted model, not a curated record.